AUACAAAAGUAGCCCCACUAUAAAAAACUGUAAGAUAUGCGAACGAUCUGUCUACCUGGGUAAUUUUAUGCAUUACUGACUAACGAACAGCGCCACGUCGAUAUAAAACUCACUACCAAGUGGAAUUUCAUAACAGAAGAGAACUGAACAUGCAAGCGAUUUUUAUAUUGUGCACACUCCUUGUAUGCCUGCUUGUAUUAUUGAGAUUAAGUUGGGGCGACGGAGGUUCGGAGAGCCAGGACGUGACCACCACGAAUCCCAAGCUUCUUGUGCACAAGGACUCCCAUUCUUCAUAUGAUUGGUUCAAAGAUGAAAUUAGGAACAGAGCGAAGGAUAAUGAUUUGAAUGGCAUCGCUGAACAAGAACUUUUAAAAUCAAAAGCAAGAUUUCAAAAGCUUCUAAAUAUUCUCAGGCGGCAACCAACAAAGGAUAACUAUUCUAAAGAUUUACCCGUUCAAGUUGAUGCCACCAGUGAUCCGUCAAAUGCAGAAGAUACAACCAUCUUAUGUAAUCCAGUUAUUGAUGAAAAUUGCGACCCAGUUGCUAUUGGACCAAGACUAAGCGCCACUCUACUAAAGAUCCUUGCAUAAAUUGACUGAUCCAUAGAUCUACAUUAAUCGGAACUAAUUCAGAAAAAAUUUAUUUAUUUAUAAUUAUUAAGCCAUUAAUAUUACUAAACACUUUAAUAUACAUAUGUAUCGUAAACA
Drosophila sechellia is the source of this 707-nucleotide messenger RNA. RefSeq lists its product as uncharacterized. The coding region runs from base 150 to 590 and encodes 146 amino acids. The record is from RefSeq and is a predicted model, not a curated record. NCBI's taxonomy places the organism in Eukaryota, Metazoa, Arthropoda, Insecta, Diptera, Drosophilidae. The transcript has 2 exons.